Molecule: messenger RNA, 320 nt
Organism: Phaethon lepturus (White-tailed tropicbird)
Lineage: Eukaryota; Metazoa; Chordata; Aves; Phaethontiformes; Phaethontidae
Product: general transcription factor IIF subunit 2
Exons: 4
Biological process (GO): transcription by RNA polymerase II; transcription initiation at RNA polymerase II promoter
Cellular component (GO): transcription factor TFIIF complex
Source: RefSeq, a predicted model, not a curated record
GUCCCCAAAUACUUAUCACAACAGUGGAAUAAAGCUUCAGGAAGAGGUGAAGUGGGAAAACUAAGGAUCGCCAAAAAUCAAGGAAGAACAGAAGUGUCAUUUACUUUGAACGAAGAGCUUGCAAGCAUUAAUGAUAUUGGAGGAAAACCUGCUUCAGUCAGUGCACCAAGGGAACAUCCAUUUCUUUUGCAAAGUGUGGGAGGACAGACCUUAACAGUGUUCACAGAAAGUUCAGUAGAUAAGCUUUCGUUGGAAGGAAUAGUGGUGCAACGUGCUGAAUGCAGACCUGCAGCUAGUGAAAAUUAUAUGAAACUGAAAAG